Molecule: messenger RNA, 5085 nt
Organism: Fusarium verticillioides 7600
Lineage: Eukaryota; Fungi; Ascomycota; Sordariomycetes; Hypocreales; Nectriaceae
Exons: 1
Coding region: 1-5085 (1694 amino acids)
Source: RefSeq, a predicted model, not a curated record
AUGGCUCCCAACAUGAACUGGCGAGUCGUGAUCGCUUCACUCUUACUUCUCUUGCCUACCCCAUCCCACACUCUCCCUUGCGACAGUGAGCCCAAUCAGCAAACCGGAAUGCUCUAUGCUGGAGGCUGUCCUCUUCCUGGCGUAUGUACAUGGGGAAGCUGUACAAGCGUCACGAUCGGACUCGACCCUACACAAUGCGGGAAGCGCGGCAACUCAUGCAAAGCUGGAGAGCUCUGCGUCGCUGGUGGAUGCUAUCCUCUUGAUGGAUCAAAUAGCGACAACUGCACCUCUUCAUCAGGCUCCAAUAGCUCUGGCCCAUGUCAACCGGGCCAAUGGUGCGAUGAUGGGAAGUGUUCCCCAAUCCAAGUGACGGCAAACUCCCGCCGCUGCGGCAGUACCAACACACAAUGCGGACCUGGUUCCCUUUGUGUUAACGAUCGAUGCCAAAGAUUGGCCAUUGGCUCAGACCCCAAUUCGUGCGGUUCUUCAAAUACGACCUGUGCCUCAGGCAACUGGUGCCUCGACGGAUCAUGUGUGCCUUUUCAGCUCGGUACCAACGUCCAGUCCUGCAAGAGCAGCAGUGAAUGCUCCCUUGGCACAUCAUGCCAAGGCGGUUACUGCCGUCAAGCCUUCAUCUCAACCGACACUUACAACUGCGGCCUGGGAGCCAACCCAAAGGACUGUAAGGAUGGGCAACUAUGUGUUUCUGGGCAAUGUCUUUCGCUCAACAUUACCUCAGGCACUUCUUCCAGUUGUGGCUCUAAUGGAAGGUGCCAACCAGGAUCUUAUUGCUCAAACAACGAGUGUGCACCUAUCCAGAUCUCAACCGACUUGUCGCAGUGCGGAAGCAGCUCAGAAUCCUGCGGAAGCAACCGGGUGUGCGUCUCGGGCCAGUGUAUCAGCAACCUGGUUCACCAAUCCAACAAUCCUAGGGUCGCCUGUGGUGCUGGGUCUGGAGGUCCUGGAGCACGUAUUCCCGGUGCAGAUGAGGAUGGAGACACACAGUCGAAUGCCGAAGGUAGUUCCUCUGGAGCAAGCGGCAGCUCUGGUGGCAGUGAUUCGAAUAGCAAUGGCUCGGGAGACGAUGCCUCCGGCCGAAAUGGAGGAUCUUCUGAUAGAAGUGGCCAAGACAAUGCAUCCGGCAAUGGAGAUUCACAGUCGUCAGAUGGUUCCAACGGUGGAGACGCCUCUGGCGAUGGCGACUCAUCGCAGGGAAAUGAUGCAACCUCAGGCGAUGCUGGGCGAGCGGGAGGUGACGGCGACACAGACGGCUCUUCCGGAAGUGCUUCCCCUUCCGACUCAAAUUCUGGCUCAGGAAAUGGAGAUGGACAAGCAGACCAAGAUGGGUCUGAUCAAAAUGGCGCUGGCGGAGCCUUGCCAGGCCAGAACGGAGGAGAUAAUGGCUCCGGGUCACCAGCUUCGACUUGUAACCCAGCCUGUACUGGCAACACGGUCUGUAUCAACAACCAAUGCGCUUCAGUGCAAGACCCGUCAUCUUGCGGCACAACCUCCAGCCGUCUCCUGCGUCUGCUUCGGAGACAAGCGACAUCAACCUGCCAGCAAGGAUUUGCUUGCAUUAACAAUGAGUGUGUACCAGCCAACGGCCCGGUCAACUGCGGCGCAUCAGGUGUCAAUUGCCCCAUCAACUAUGCUUGUAUACAAGAUUCUUGCGUGGCUCUUGGUGACCCAACGUCUUGCGGAGGUGAAACCUGCAGCAGCGAUGAAGUAUGUAUUGGCAACAUCUGUACGCCAAGUCCAGGUCUAGCUAGCUGCAAUGGAGUUGCUUGCUCUACUGGUGAGACAUGCCAAGAUGGAGCUUGUGUUCCCAUCGAUGGCACAGGCCCAGGUUCAAACGGAGGCGGAGGAACCCAGGGAGGCGGUUCAGAUAACGGGGGCGACGAUGGAUCUUCCUCUUCAAGCGGUGGCAACGGGAACGGCGACAACACAGGUGAGGAAGGCCAGGGCAGCGGGGACUCCUCUGAUGGGGGCACUUCUGGCGAUGGCUCUUCUGAUGAUGAGUCGCAGACUGGAAGUAUACAAGGACAAGGCUCCAGUGGCGGUGGUUCUGGGGAUUCUGGCUCCGGCUCCGGCUCAAGCGGUGGCUCUUCUGACGGUGCUUCUGACAGCGGAAGCUCAGGAUCUGGGAUAAGUCCAGGAAGCGGAAGUGGCUCUGGAAACGGAUCAAAUUCAGGGUCUGAUUCGCCAUCAGGCAAUGGUUCAGGUUCUGGACCUCAGGGAAGUAAUGGGUCUGGAUCAAAUGGUGGAGACGGAGACGGCAACGACACUGGAUCUGAGCCCGGCUCCGGCUCAUCACCAGGCAAUAGUUCAGAUGGCAGUGGAAACGGUUCACCAACAACGCGUCAACCAGCACUUACGGCCAGACCACAAGGUAAUAUCCCUGGUAGUGGUGAUCCCGAUGCCGAUAAUACCUCCGAUAGUGGUAAUACAGGCUCAAAUGGCAGACAGACCUCUAGUCCGCAAGGUGGGACCCGUCCAAGCCAAACUGGCAGCCAAGGGAAUGGCUCUGGAGGUGAUGGAUCUGGAGGCGGUAACGGGCCCAGCAGUCGGUCGCAAUCAGCAUCCUCUCCGAAUCAAACUGAUGGCACGGAGGGAGGUAGUACAGGCGGCGACGGCGACCCUGACUCGAGCGACCCUAUGUCCAAUGGUGGCUCAGAAACAACAUCGGGAGCGUCUGUAUCCGGUGACUCUUCGCCUUCUGGAGCAGAUGGGUCAGCAGCUACAGGAUCAACAGGCCAGACAUUACCAACUUCUGUUCUAUCCGAUGGGGCGCCCAUUGUCAACCCUGGCCCCGACUCAAUGGGGGCAUCUGGAAGGUUGACAACAUUGACUUCGAGGCAGAUUGGAAGCCCUGAAGGAAAUCCUACGGGAGGCGGAGAUGAAGACCCAUCGCCAACAGAUAGCAGUGGUGGUGGCAACAUAGGCACCCAAGGGUCAGAAGGACCAGGUAUCCUCUCGACGGAUAACGGAGGCGCGUCAGCUACUGAUGGUAAUGGAGGCGGCACUGGCACAGCAACUCAAAGCUCAGGCACUUCAAAUACUUCUGCCAGCCAGUCAAACUCCCCAAACACAGCUGUAUCUGGAACAGGCAGUGAGCAACCUUCAAGCACUGAUGGCGGCCCUAACGCCGGAGGUCAGACAAGUGUAAGUGGCAGUCAAUCUUCAGCGACGACUUCACAGGGUACGAACCAAAGCCAAGAGGCUGGAACGACUGGUUCUUCCAAUGGCCAGUCAACGGGUGAACAGUCUUCAUCUAUCACACCUACAGGCCAAGGCCCGUCACCCACUGAUGGAUCCCCCACAUCCUGCUCGGACGACGGUGACUGUGCCGUCGAUACUGAGCUCUGUGUUUCCGGGGGACUCAACAUCUGCGCCUGCGUGAACGCAUUAUGUGUCCCAACCACCGACCCAGAUGGUGCUUCCACUACAGGAGGUGCUAGUUCCACCGCGGCAUCUGGAACCGAGGUCGCCAAUCCUUCAGCGCCGACAGAGAGUGGUGGAGUGACACCUUGUAGUGACGAUGAUGACUGCUUGGCCGAUGUCUCGUUGUGUUUGAGCGGCGUACUCAAUCUGUGCACUUGCAUUAAUGCAGUAUGUGUUAGAGACAUCACAACGAGUGGCUCUCAAGUGUCAAGCACGGCUUCUGGCAAUAAUCCAGGGUCUGACGGAGGCGCAUCAGUAACCACAACAGCUGAUGAGUCGGCUAGACAGACAGGAUCGGAAUGUUCUACCAGUGACGACUGCGUGGCCGACGUAGAAUUAUGCCUCGUCGGUGGACUCAACUUGUGUGCCUGUGUGGACGCUGUGUGUCAGCUUGGCCCUGACUCGAAUAGUGGUGGAGGCGGCGAUGAUGACCCAACUCCGACAGCUGGGGCACCAGCAGCACAAACAUCAGUAUCAUGCGCAGAUGCUGAAGAUUGUACAGCUGCCCUCGGAUUGUCUGUCUUGGGAAUCUAUGUUUGUGUGGACCUCAUUUGCCAGCUUCAGCCAACUACCAACCCUACUAAUGGAGGCGCUACAGCUUCACAAACAGGCUCCAUCACAGUUCCCACCAUAAAUGCACCUAUCGAUUGUUCGACAGAUCAAGACUGCGUGGUGGCUUUGGGAGCCAGCGCAUUAGGGAUCUUCGCAUGCAUAGAUCUCUUAUGUGAGCAAACGGCUACAGCUUCUGGAGCUGGUGCUGCUGCUACCCAGCCUGCCGCGUCUGUACAAGGAACUGACGUCGAGUGCUCGACGGACCAAGACUGUGUCGCUGCUAUUGGAGCUGGGGCUCUUGGUAUAUUCGCAUGUGUCAAUCUUCUUUGCCAACAGACAGCAACAGCCAGCGUUGCUGCCACAACGGCCAACACCAGGGCCUCUGCUUCGGGAUCUACAACUGACGUUGAGUGUGAUACUGAUCAAGACUGUAUUGUCGCUCUCGGCGCCCAGGCGUUGGGAUUACUUGUCUGUGUUAACGCUCUCUGUCAAGAAACUACCACAACUGCUGGCGCUGGGCCUUCGCCAACUCAGCCGCCUUCUCCAGGAGUCACAACCAAUAUCGAGUGCGCGACAAACCAGGACUGCGUUGCAGCAAUUGGCGCAAAUGCUUUGGGGAUCUUUGCUUGUAUAGAUCUGAUUUGUCAACAGACGGCAAACCCGAGCAGCGGUUUUGUCACUGUAACAUCGGACAGUACACCAGCCCCAAGUAGCUCGGGAACACCAUGUUCUGACGACAGCGACUGUACGGUCGCAGGUCAGACAUGCGCCACGGAUGGCUUUUGCGGGGCAUCGUCGCCAAGUACUGGCCACGGAGGUACCACCUCCUGUUCCGAUAAUGUUGACUGCCUCUUGUCUCUGCAACCUCUUUGCACCCUUGGCCUCUGCGUUUGCGUGAAUGCAGUUUGCAGUCCACCGUCAGACGCCGACGCAUGCACGACAAACGCGCAGUGCAGCACUGGAAAAACUUGCCAACAAGAAGUCUGCGUCGAUGACGUCUCUUGUUCUACCGAAGAUGACUGUGUGGCCAACCUCGACUUGUGUACGUCACUGGGAAUCUGUGCUUGCGUCAAUGGAUUGUGUACCUUGUAA